CUUCUUCUGCUGAUCAAUUGAAAAUUAGAAAGAACAAAAAAAAAUGAGAACUUGGGAGAAAAUUGGAGUAAGACAAUACAAUAAAUCAGAGCUUCCAAGGUUGAGAUGGACACCUGAACUCCAUGAACAAUUUGUUGAAGCUGUUGAAAGCCUUGGUGGAAAACACAAGGCAACUCCAAAGCAAAUUUUGCAGCAGAUGCCAGUGAAAGGAUUAAGAAUUGCUCACAUCAAAAGCCAUCUUCAGAUGUACAGAAAUCUGAAGGGACAUGCUUCCCUCUCAGUGGAUCACUUGAUGGAAGAAUAUCAACAUGUUGAGGAUCUCAAAAUCACCUCCAUUCCUUCACCAAAAAGAUCAUCGAUAGUGACCAACUUAAAAAAUUCAAAUUAUGAAAGGAGAAUUUUGAAGGAAGACCUUCAUCUAUCAAAUGGCGUUUCACAAAUCAGCGAAGAAACUGAUUAUGAUCUAAACCAGGAAGCUGAAUCAAGUGGAGGCUUAUUAACUUGUGAUGAUGAAUUAAACGAAGAAGAAAACAAUAAUAAUAGUAACAGUAAUAGUAGUAGAGUAAUUCAUCAAUUUAUUCCUGCUGUCUCAUUCUCUUUUAACACUAGUACUGUGCCUCUAAAACAAGACAUAAUGCAUUUUUCGACAACUAUGACAACCACGACAACAGCAACAAGUGCAGUUGAUUCUGUUGAUUCUAGUAUCUUUGUACCAUCAUCUACCCCAAACAAUAAUUAUAUAAAUUUAGACCUAAGAAUAUGAUGAUGAAUUUGUAUUAUAUUUAAAUACUUUUUAAUUAGCAUUCAACUUUUUAGGCAA
Molecule: messenger RNA, 820 nt
Organism: Arachis stenosperma
Lineage: Eukaryota; Viridiplantae; Streptophyta; Magnoliopsida; Fabales; Fabaceae
Product: myb family transcription factor MPH1-like
Exons: 5
Coding region: 44-763 (239 amino acids)
Molecular function (GO): DNA-binding transcription factor activity; DNA binding
Source: RefSeq, a predicted model, not a curated record